GGGGGCAAUCUGCAAGCACUCAACUCCAGCACAGUACUCUUUCACCAGCACAGAGUAAAAGAGUGGGAAUGAGAGAAACUGAAGUUUACAGCAAAGUCUUCAGAUGAAGGGAAGGGAGCAUUUCAGAUAGUAGUCUGAAAGGGAAUGAAAAAGAACAACUAGUCACAAAAUAAGAGGACAAAAAGAGCCCCAAGGUGAAUAGUGAAACAAAAGGAGAUACAGUUGGAGCGGUAAGCUGGUGCGAGUGAAGGAUGGGAUCGUUCUCGGGCUGGACUACAGCUCUCCUGCUCUCCCUCCUGGGCCUGUCGUGUGGAGUCGCCCCGGUCUCCUCUCAGGACCUGCAGGAGAGGGACGCCCUGUGCAACGAGAACGGCUGCUUCGUGCUCUACUUCCAGAGGAAGACCUUCCUGGACUCCUGGAGGAGCUGCAAGGAUAAGGGAGGCAACCUGGCCACCGUCAAGCGCCAGGAGGAAGCCGACACCAUCGCGGCUCUCUUCUCCGGCGUGGAGCUGAGGGGCUCCCGAACCGCAGUCCGGGUGUGGAUCGGCCUCCAGCGGCAGCCCCGCCAGUGCACCGCCUCGCGCCCGCUCCGAGGCUUCAGCUGGACCACGGGCGACCAGGACACCCAGUACACCAACUGGCUGAAGGACGACUCGCCCGGCGCCUGCUCGGCCCCGCGCUGCGUGGUCAUGAGCUACGGCACGACCGAGCAACGCGACAACUUCAAAUGGUUGGACGGGUCCUGCUCGGUGCCAGUGGACGGCUACCUGUGCCGGUACACUUACACGGGCAUGUGCCCGGCCUUGUGGAGCGAGGGGGCAGGGAACGCCCUCUACACCACGCCCUUCAACCUCCUCAGCACCCUCCUCACCCACCUGCCCUUCGGCUCGGUGGCGACGGUGCCGUGCCCGCCGGGCGCCAAGGACGAGCAGUCGGUGUUGUGCAUGCUGAGGGAUGACGGCACGGUGGGCUGGUCCAAGGACGCCCCCCUCUGCACGGACGACGCCCCUGUGGAGGAGGACUGGUGCAGGCAGGACAACGGAGGCUGUGAGCAUUUCUGCAGGGUGGCCGGCACCCACUACUACUGCGAGUGCUUUGAAGGCUUCCAGGUGAGCCCCGACGGCCAGAGCUGCACGCCCAACGACCCUUGCAAGGGGGCCCCCUGCGAGUUUGAGUGCCUGCCCAUCUCCGACGGCUACCGCUGCGCCUGCCCGGAAGGAUACAUGCUGGCGCCGGACGAGAGCGCCUGCCUGGACGUGGACGAGUGUCUCCAGAGCCCCUGCGAGCAGCUGUGCGUCAACGCCCCCGGGACCUUCAAGUGCCGCUGCCGAGAAGGCUACCGGCCGGACGACAAGGGGGAGUGCGAGGACGUGGACGAAUGCACCCGGAAUCCGUGCGAGCACGCCUGCGAGAACACGCCGGGCUCUCACGCCUGCCACUGCCACUACGGCUACAGCCCGCUCCCCGGGGAUCCCAGUCACUGCCAGGACGUGGACGAGUGCCAGAUCCCGGGAAUGUGCCAGCAGAUGUGCGUGAACUACGAGGGCGGCUUCGAGUGCUACUGCGAAGUGGGCUACGAGCUGCUGCCGGAUCACUUUGCCUGCAGGAAGAUCGGAGCGGGCGAGGAGCUUCCAACCGCCACCCCUGCCGACCCCUGGGCUACCCGCCCCCCCGGCCCUGUGUGGGACCCCCAGGAGCCACUCUACUACUGGCCCCCCUCGCAGAGCCAGACGGACUGGCCCCCCGAGGAAGAUGACUCUCUGAAUUGGCUCACUGACCCCCCAGCGGUGGCGGGUGACGUCAUAUGGGUGACCAGCGCCCCCAAAGAGGACCCCCCCACAGAGGAACCAGAGGAGGACAAACAGUGGCCGGGCUUGAGGGGGGCGGGGGUCCACAUGGUGGGGGAGACCACACCCCCCGGGCCCACCUCAAGUCCUCCCCCCACCCCCACGCCAGACUGGUAUGAGGACGAAGAGGAAGAGGAGGACGAGGAGAUCACCACGACUCCCACGCCUCUCCCCACCUCCACCAUCUCUGAAGGGGCGUGGAACUGGCUCUGGUUCAGCCCCACCUCGGCCAACCAGGAUCCAGUCCGCCCCGUGUGGGAGGAGCCUAUCACACCAGGGAAUUACCCCGAUCGAGAACAUCCGGAGGAGACGGCAUACGACGAUGACGUCACCACCCAGGAUUCUUCUCUCCCUGUGAGGGUGGCAGAGGAGGAGUGGAAGGACGACGACGACGAGGUCACUCCAGCCCAGGACACGCCCUUCCAGCCUCCUCUGUCCUCCCUCAGCCCAGGGCUGAUUGUGGACAAUGAGGGCGAGGCGGUGGAUGUCCAGGGUGGCAGUGGGCAGAAGGAGGGGGGCAACUGGCUCUUAGUGGGGCUGCUGGUGCCUGUGUGCAUCUUUGUCGUGGUCAUGGUGGCGCUGGGCAUCGUGUACUGUACGCGCUGCGCCGUCCAGCCGCGCAACAAGAGCGCCACCGACUGCUACCAUUGGAUCUCCGGGGCACACGACAAACAGGGUGCCCCCAACCCCAGUGCAGGGGUGAAGACCCACGUCUGAAAGGGGGUCCAGAUACAGAGAGGACCCCAUAGACAGUUUUGUAGAUGGACAGGAAAAGGAGUGGGGCUUCUGAGAGAAAGCAAGGUAGGAGCAGGGCCAUGCUGUGUCUGUGCCCCUCAGGAGUCCCUCGUGGAUCACUUUUAUACUAUGACUCUUUGAACAUUUGGAUGUUUCUGUGGAAUAUCGUCUGAAAAGAGUUGGAUAAAAAGGCGUUUUUAAAAACCACUGAUCCUUUUUUUUCUUUCAUUAGGGUCGGGGUGGGAGUGGGGAUACUUUGACUUGCUAAAAACAGCAUUGAUGUUCGCAUUCAUAUUGUGCACAGACCUCAGUGUAAGAUCUAAAGCCUAAAUAGGAUAGGCAUUACACGGUCAUAAAAAAAUCAUCCAUUUAAUUGUUCAAUAUAAACACUAAAAUCACCACACGUUUGUUUGAAUAGUUUCAAUAAACAAUCCGUUCCAUGUAAAUAGCAUUUAUAAAUGACAGUACUGUAGCAAAGAUCUAGUUUUUACGUAGUUGUAGAAAAUAGUGUUCCUCCUUGCUAACUCUAAUGGUUUAAUCCUCAAUUAAGCCCAUUCCCAAAGCGUGGCAUUUGCAAAUAACUAUUUUUGUUGACUGUGUUAAAUAGCCUUGUGUCGCGGCCAUCAUUUCUCUGUAAAGAUGCUGAAUGGUGAGAGUGGCUGCAUAUUUCCCAUUUAAAAGGACAAAAGGCUUUCCUGUUAUUGCAAAUCAGCAAACUAUGCAAGCGUGACUGCCAAAUGAUGCUGUUGAGGAAAGCCAUCAUUUGAACGUUACUGGGGUGCCCAUGUGCUCGUCUACAGGAUAGAACCAAAACGGCGACCAAAUAGCGGCCUUUUGUAUAUAUGUAUGUGUGAUUCUUUUUGUAUGUAUGUAAUAUGAUGUCACUCGGUCUAAAAACUCCUAGAAAAUGUUAGCGGCAUUAGGUCUUGAUUAAGUGCCUUUUUGUUUGACACAAAAGCCAUAUGUAUUCAGAGGAAUGUAUGUCUGCCUCUGGGUAAGAUAUAAGCCAUUCAUCUCCAAUUUAGAGAAAAGUCCUCAUCUUUUCUUGCUUCAUUCCUGGUGUGGGUCAAAGUCCAGUUGUUCGCUCUGCACAAGGUCUGGAGAUGGGGUUACAGGCUGCUGGCUGACAUUAGCAUUGACCUUGUUAGCCUAUGGUGACCUUUCAACUGCUCUUCAAUCUCCUGCCACAUAUUUCUAAAGAGUAACACCCUCAGUCAACUCCUGGACACAUACAAGCCCUUAGACAUGUUAGCCAUACUGGUCUUUUUCCAACUUUUUGCAACUGAAGCCAAUGCGCCCUCUAGUAGGUUGAGAUGCAACUGCAGCCACCAACAGACGUACGACAAUCAAAUCUUUUCCAGAGAGUCGCCCCUCGGUUGUGCAUUUAGAUGUAGGGACUAUGAAAUCAGAUAUGCCUGAAGCCUUUUCAAACUGUGUUACCUGUUACGUUCUAAGUAAUUGUUGAUUAAAAUGUUAUUUUAAGGUUG
Hypomesus transpacificus is the source of this 4069-nucleotide messenger RNA. It is a transcript of the gene cd248a, whose product is annotated as CD248 molecule, endosialin a. The transcript has a single exon. Gene Ontology annotation, biological process: cell migration. Gene Ontology annotation, molecular function: calcium ion binding; extracellular matrix binding; extracellular matrix protein binding. Lineage: Eukaryota; Metazoa; Chordata; Actinopteri; Osmeriformes; Osmeridae. The coding region runs from base 252 to 2564 and encodes 770 amino acids. The record is from RefSeq and is a predicted model, not a curated record. Gene Ontology annotation, cellular component: extracellular matrix; external side of plasma membrane.